GGAAGGCAGGCUGCGAGGUUUGAAUAGGGGAAGUUGACAGAGCACAGCGCUUUGCCUUGAGUUCAGUGUUUGCAAAUAUAGAGUGAUCUCAACAGCAGAGAGAGAGAGAAAGAGAGAGAGAGCGCGCGCGUGAAAGAGAGAGAAGGACUAGCGGACUCUGAACGAGCAAAGCGACGGCUGCACCGCGUUGCUGUUGCACGAAGAGGACGCUUGUUUGUUAGAUUGCGUACUUGAUCGCGAUUGGGGAAGAUAUUUUUUUCUCGUCUUCACUUGCCUAACACUUGGGAUUGCAAUGGAUGUUCUACCGAUGUGCAGCAUUUUUCAGGAACUUCAAAUCGUUCAUGACACUGGCUAUUUCUCUGCGUUGCCAUCGCUCGAAGAAUACUGGCAACAGACGUGCUUGGAGCUGGAGCGAUAUUUGCAGAGCGAGCCUUACGUCUCCGCGUCGGAUCUCAAGUUUGAGGCCCAGGAGGAUCUUUGGAGCAAGCUCAUCUUGGCUUGUGGAGAUAAGGGAGAUGGCAACGGCAACCUUCCUGAUGUCAAGGAGGACGACAAUCAGGACUGCCAAAUAUUAGAAACCCAUAGCAUGAACUCGGACGCCAGCAGCGAGGCGUCUGACAGCUCGGAGGAGCUCUCGCCCACUCACAUCUUUACCUCCAACCCGCUGGGCUCGGUUCUGACCGAGUCAGCGCAUCACUUGAGUUCCUCCGUCAUCAGCACGCCUCCGUCCUCCCCGGAGACCCCUCAGGAGCCUGGCAUACCUCAGGUGUGGGGCUCUACGCAGACUGACUUGCACGUGCCGGUGAAGGUCCGGCAAAGCGGGGCGGGGAAGGCCUCGGAUAAGACUUCGGCAGGAGGGGACGCCUCUCCGGAUGGAAGGAGGAGAGUGCACAGGUGUCACUUCAACGGCUGCCGGAAGGUUUACACAAAGAGUUCUCACUUAAAAGCACAUCAGCGGACUCACACAGGUGAGAAGCCGUACAGGUGUUCAUGGGAGGGCUGCGAGUGGCGCUUUGCGAGAAGCGACGAGCUAACCCGACACUUCAGGAAGCACACCGGUGCAAAGCCAUUUAAAUGCAGUCACUGUGACAGGUGUUUCUCCAGGUCAGACCACCUGGCCCUGCACAUGAAGAGGCACCUUUGAGCGGGCGGUAGCUGUGUGUGGGGAUGUGUCGUGUCCUGACCAGCUUCCUGGUUGACCUGGCCCUGCAAGAAGUUGGGGGAGUGUGUUCCAGCCAAAGCAUGCCACUUUGCACCAUAUCCUGUGCCUCUAUGAGCCCUGGGAUAAAGGCGGACUGUCUGGUUGUUGAAAAGAAAAGGAAGGGACAAAAUCGCGAAUGAAGAAUCUUAGAGGAUGAUUUAUAAAAAAAGAAAAACUUCCACACACAAAAAAAGAGAGAGAGAAUGAAUGGUGUGUUGUUUGGUGCAUGAUGUUUUGGGACAACUCCUGGACAAUACACUGGUACUUUUAAACAAAUCCUGUUUGAUGCGAGUGGAUGAAUGUCCCGUGUUCGAGGAGGGGUGGGUGGGGGCUACCAGUGUAUCGCUGUGGGCUAAAUGGUGUCGGGGAACAUGUUCCGUUUUUGUUUCCACACGGUAUGCGAGAACAGCAAAGUCUGAAUGAAGCCGUGAGACUGAGAACUCCUGCCAGACACCCUCAGGCUCCGUGUCGCAAGAUAGCGGGGGGCAUCCCGGCCAGGGUUUCACCCCCUGCCCUAUCUGGAAGGGGGGUUGGGGCGGAACCUCAGUCCUGAAUGAAAGUAGCUUUUUUUGGUGUUCGGUGCAGCUACUAAAUGUGCAAUGUGUUCGUAGCUUGUUAUUUGACGGGCUACAAAAGCUCAUUUGUAGUCCGUUGUAUGAGCUGUGUGCUUAGAGAUGUAACACAAUUAUAACUUCACUAUCAUAAAAAGGUGUUGCAUGGUAUUGGGGUUUGUAUUUUUUAUUUUGUCAUUUGGGACUGCAAAUAGAUUCCAAUAAAGCGCAGCUAAAUACGAUUGGUUAGAUGUUACGAUAUUGUACAUAAAUGCAUUGAUCGUUGUUCAUUUUUCGUUCUGGUGGGGGAAGAGACCCGCGAUCAUUUCAUAUGAGACUUUUCUUUACCCGUUUCAUCUCGAGGACUAAUUUCGCUCUUUCUAGCUCCAUUUGACCUGUUGUUAAUGCACUGUUGGCCUAAUGGUGCCUUAUGCAAGUGACCUUGCCCCUUGGGGGUCACGAAAUGUCUUGUGAUUGAUAAAGCUUUAUUAAGGCUCCGUUUUACCUGAACAUGCACCUUUCCCGUUUCCGAGGGCACUGUAACCACACCCUUGUAGAUAUUUAACCUGUUGUAAAAUUUCGAGCAUGCUAGUUUAUUUGUCACUUUUCAUAUACCUGCCCUCAAAAUUCUACACAUGAAUUGUUAUAAGAGCACUUAAAGUAAUGCAUUUAGUAUCUACUGAAUGUUUUUCAAAUGUUAUGCUUCAGAUGAGUGGAUUUAUGUCUUUGGAAUCUUUGAUGAAAGUGUGUGAACAGGCUGUUGUGUAACACAAGGCUUGAAUGCUUGUGGAAUGCCAACCCCCACCAAACCUCCCCCUGUCCCCUGUAACCAAGAAUAAAGAAAAAAAACACACUUAAAGAUUUAUUGUAAUUAACAAGCUCCAGUCAGACAGGCCCUGCCUUGUACUGCCUCACCGUAAUGAAUUGCUGAAGGCCCUGCUAGCUACAGACUGCUGACUCGGGCGGUUCGAUAUUGACCUGUCUGGAUGCCGUUGUUUUAGUCCAGCGACAGUAUUGUGGAAACAGCACACAGCCAUCCAGAGAGAUAAAGAUAUAUCAUCCCCUUUUCAACUUUUACAAUGGAAACUAAGACACGGAGUCAAAAGACUCUGUCAGCUAUGUUUUGGAAAUCCGAAUGGAAAAUCUAGACUAUUUUUUUAUUUUGGGGACCAAAUGAUUGAAAUUUGUUGUGUAUAGUUGUUUUUUUUUAUCCUCAUGCUCUGGUUUGUUGAGCAAUGUUUGACAAAGUUGCAAGUAGAGCAGCUACGUAGCAAUGGAUUGUUCCAGCACGAGAAGUAACUUGAAGCAGCUUGCGCUGCCAUAAAGUGAGACCAGCCAGGGGUUUUGUGGGUAAAGAACAUUCUGUCUUUCCAACAGUGGCCAAUAUUAGUCAAGUGGUAAUGGAGCCUUAAUCAAGUUUGCCAUUUGCUUGCUUCAACCAACACUUUCUAUCAUUCAUCUUUACUCUCAUGAAUAUUUCUACAAACGAAUAAAGACUUAAAAAAAAUAAGGACAGAAAAUACAAAAAAAAAACUUUUCUAAGAUUUUUAUUUGUUUUUGCUUUAUAUGAAUUUUAUUUGAAAUUGUUUUGCAAAAUUGUUAUAUUUCUGUAUGAAUGUAUUUUUUAUUGGAAUAAUAAGAAAUUCUUAUCAGACAA
Triplophysa rosa is the source of this 3409-nucleotide messenger RNA. RefSeq names its product Kruppel like factor 6a (gene klf6a). The coding region runs from base 293 to 1144 and encodes 283 amino acids. The record is from RefSeq and is a predicted model, not a curated record. The transcript is spliced from 4 exons. Gene Ontology annotation, molecular function: RNA polymerase II cis-regulatory region sequence-specific DNA binding; DNA-binding transcription factor activity, RNA polymerase II-specific. Gene Ontology annotation, biological process: regulation of transcription by RNA polymerase II. Lineage: Eukaryota; Metazoa; Chordata; Actinopteri; Cypriniformes; Nemacheilidae.